Messenger RNA from Daktulosphaira vitifoliae (grape phylloxera), 5269 nucleotides. RefSeq lists its product as uncharacterized. The record is from RefSeq and is a predicted model, not a curated record. NCBI's taxonomy places the organism in Eukaryota, Metazoa, Arthropoda, Insecta, Hemiptera, Phylloxeridae. The coding region runs from base 13 to 1002 and encodes 329 amino acids. The transcript is spliced from 4 exons.
UCGGCGAUUCGGAUGGUCGGAGUUCGGAUAAUUGGAGUUCUACUGUAUGUAGAAUUAGGAUCAUCAUUAAAUGUGUAUCAAUUUUGGAUUUUAAAUCAAAGUUCGAUGGUUUUCUGUAGUUCAAGUUCAUAUUCAUGCAAUAAUUUAGAAAAUAUUAUCAAUAUAUUCAAUUAUAUUCGUCAACAGGAUGGAUGGGAUUUAAAAAUGACAUAUAAAUUGAGGAUCGCUGAAAACACAUGUCUAAUAUAUCAACUAAAAAAUAUUUUAACGGAAGUGAAUAAGAAUAAUUUCAAGAUAAAAAUACCACUGAUAAACGAAUUAAUCAUUUUUAGGUACACUGAAUCUUUGAAAGUAUUUAGAUAUAUAUUAAACAGUUUUGUUAAGAAAUGCUACUCAUAUGAGUUUGUCGAUGCAAUAAAUUUUAUUGAUUGCUCUAAGAAGUUGCGGACAGCAGUACAAAAUUCAAAUACCGUAAUUCAAAAAUUAUUAUAUGCCGUUGUUUUCUUAAGUAAUAUCAAUGAAUAUCUAAAUAAUAAUUAUAAAUUAAAAUUAGUAAGUAUUGUUCGCCAAAUAAGAGCAAUAUAUUGUAUGACAUAUAAGGAACCAAAGGGUUAUAAUAAUGUAUAUAUUGCUAAUAAGGUAAUAGGAAGUGUUAAUGGAUUAAUUACUAAUACAUUAGAAAAAAAAACAUUAAUUGAACUUGAUGAAAUAAAUAAUCACUUUUUACAUUUUAAUUCAAAUUCAGUUGAUGCUACUUUAGUGGUUAAGUAUAGUAUAGACCCGAAAUUAAAAAUAACUAAGGACACUGUUGAUGAACAUGUGGCCAUUUUAGGUUUGUAUAAUGCUGUAACAAUUCAAGAUGAAUAUGAACUUUUGGGCUUUGACAAAUUGAUCGAUUCUGAUACUAAAAGGCAAAUAGAGCAGCAAAUUUUGAAUUACAAUGAAAAUAUAGAAGAAGGAGAAUUUAUACCAGAUUCUGAAUUUGGAUACGACGAAGAUUGAUUUAAAUAUAAUCGUUAUUAUAAUAAUAUUACAAAAAAAGAAAAAUUGUUUAAAAUUAAGUUAAUAAUUAUUUUAUUCUACGUAGCCUUUAAUUAAAAAAUGAUUAACAUUCAAAAAAAUGUAUUUUUAUUGAACCUGUAUUGAAACUGCAAAAUAAUGUUUAUGACAGGAUUUGAAAAACAAUGUAUUUAGUUUUAAACGAUUCAAUAGUUUUUAAUUGAUUUUUAUGUUUUAUGAAAAAAAGGUCUUUUUCUUAAUAAUGUUUAACAUGUGUUUUAAACAAAUAUAUAAUAUUGUAUUUUAAUUAAUUUAAUUAAAUUUAUGUCGAUUGAAAAUAUUUGACAAAAAAAAUAAAUACAAUUUAUACGUUGAUUUUAUAUAUAUUUUAUGAGAAUUAGUCAAACUGUUUAGGAUAUCAAAUUAAUCUAUAUUAUAAUUGAUUCUCGGAAAUUAAUGAAUUUUUUAUUUUAAACGAUAAAUGGACUACAGUAUCUUAAAUGAAAAAAAUAAAAUAGAGGGUAAAAGAGGUGAGUUACUAUUUGUUCUUAAUAGUGAUAUCUCUCGGGUAUGAUUAUAUAAGAAUAAUGAAAAGUGAUAGAAAAACAUAGUGAUUUAUUAAUGAUUACGUAAUCUUUCUUUGUUCCUACUUUAAUAAUGCACUUAAAAGAAGUAAAUUUUUAAACCUUAUUAAUUUAAUUAAUUAGAUAAUAAUUUAAUAAUUAGUACCUACCUUGAUGUUUCCAGUGAAUGUUUAGAAAGGGAAUAUAUUCAUCCUAUUCACUUAUUACAUAUGAAUUAAACAACUGAUAUUAAUUAUUUAUAUCUGUACGAUAGCUCACGAAAUAUUUACACAAUUUUUUUAUCUUUAAUGUGGACUAUAUUUCAUAGGAUAUUUUUUUUGUUUCUACACUUUACGAUACGACGUUUCGCUUUCAGCGCGUCAUUGUCACAAACGAUGUCCGGUUGCCGACUAAAAACUAGAUGACAUUUAAAAGCCUGCGCGACACCGCCCCCUACUUACUCACAUUUCAUAGAAUUUGAUAGAAUUGAAACCAAUAUCUUUAAAUGAAAACGAUAAAUUAAAAUUUGGUGCUAACAUUCUUACAAGUCAUUAGUAUUCAUAUCUUAAUUAUUUCAUGUUAAAUAAUUCAACAUUUCAAAUGAUUAAGCUUAAGUCACACCUUCAUUUUGUCACUUCGCAACUGACGUAUGAAGAUUACUAUAUAAUGACCGACUGCAAUGUGUUACAUAAGUUCAUAUCAAGCCUUCUAUGGAUAGAAAGGAAUGAUCCUCCCAAUAAAAUUAUAUUCCUAUGGUAUUAUAUAAACAUAUAAUAAUAAUUUACAGAGUAGGGUGUCUCAGGAGUGGCUUACAGAUAAGUUAAAAAAGUUUAUUCAUUGGAAAUGUUAUUAUUUUGUGGUACUUUAUUUUCAAAGAUACGUCAAAAGAUUCCAAAUCGAAUUUACCUCAAAGACAUUAUAUUCAAAAAUUUGAAAAUAUCUCCCUCAAUCACCGUAAAUAGGGAAAAUCUCCAAACAAAAAUUACAAUUUUAAAAAUCAUUAAUAUUCUACGUGUUUUCAAUUUGUUUUACUUAAAACUGCUAUAGCUUUUUAAAAAAUUGACACGGUCACAGCGUUGUCACCCGUUUAACACCCCGCUGUCAUGUCAGCUCCUUCUCAGCCUCUGCUCCACUGUACACCAAACUGUUACACACACGCGAUAUCGUCGUGGAGUAAAGUCCGAUAAAUACCUCACGUCGAAUAUCCGCUGCAAUAAUGCGUUUUGUGUCAGUAAUCUUCGUGACACUCAACCCAACCCAACCCAACCUACACCGCAGUUACGAAUAUUUUGACAUCUGCCGACAUAUCUGUACCUAUUCUUUAUUUCAAUACUAUUGUGUUUUAUCUUUUGUUUUUGUGCACCGUAAUGAGUCACUUUCUGAUUAAAUAAACAACACUAAUCGACAAAUUCAAAUUGUGUCGCCUACUUUAUUCACCACCAGUGCACUCGUAACAAAAUAAAUGAAUUGUAACAAUUUCUUUUUUUAAUAGAUACAUUAGGUAGGUAUUUGUCUAUCAUUUGGUAAAUGUUUUUAAAAAUUUGACUCUUAAGAUGCAUACAGGAGCGUAUUCAAAAUAGCAACCUAUUCACAAAAGUCAAUUUUUUUAAUUUAUAAUUUGAUAAUUUUCCCGAAAUUAAUAUCUACGAGCUCUCACUAGUAACCAAGGUACGCGAUUGUCUGUGUCUCCUUAAGUUAAUUAAAACUCAUUUAAGAAGAUGGGGACAAUUUUUGGGCAGACAUGGGGUAGUUUCCAAUUCUUGCUUUUGACCAAGAUCCCUACGUUUUAAAAAGAACCCUAAUAAUGAUGAAUGCAGAUUUGUGACAACUAUACAUUGCACCCGAGUAGAAAUAUCAAAAUGCACCUUUUAGUUUAAUACUGUCCAGAUACUGAGGCAUGUGCGAGGUGAUGUGUGGCAGCUAAUUGUUGACAAAAGAUUAAUUUAGUAAACAGAUGCAAUUUUUUUUUUUAAGCAUUAAAUUUUAUCUUUGAAAAUAUAAAUAACAUGUCCUUAAAAUUUGUUUAUACACCCGAGUAAAAAAUCAAGUGCAGUCACGGUGUCAAUAUUGUUCAAAAGACAGUUAAAACACGGUGCAAAUUACGUUUAGUGCACAGUUUUUUUCGAUUAAGAAAAGGUGAUUAUAAAAUGGUGAUUAUUACACGUAUGUGCAUCCAGAGUGUGAAUGACAGUGUAAUGAUAGUUUUACAAUGGUUCAUAGACAUUCAAAUGACUGUGCCACGACGACUAAUGUUUAGUAUAAUAACAUCAACAGAUCAUAUUCGGUGAAAAUUUUUUAAUUAGUUAUUUCAACAUGUCAUAAACACUUCUUAUUUUUGUUUCUAUUUUCUGCCUAAAAAAAAAUUAGUUAUGCCAAUGAACAAAUUAAAUAUUUUUAGCUUCGAUGCGAAGCUGAGAAGGUAUUAAUUUUACUAUGAGGUUUUUUUUUUUAUUUUUGUGUCUGUUACCACUUUUUCUCAGUUCUAACCGAACGGAUUUCUUUCAACGAUACGUCAAAAUAUCACUAAUCGUAUCUAGUCGAAGACAUUACACUCAAAAAUUGAAAAAAAUUCACUCGUUCCCCGUAAAUAGGGAAAACGUCCAAAAAAAUUACUAAUUUUCGAAAUUUUGAAAUUUUUUUUACUUAAAAUUGCCACAACUUUUUUAAAUAUAACCAAAUCAAUAUAAUUCUUUUUUUUAUAUAUAGAUGCAUCAUAUUAUUACCUUUCAUUUGAUAUAUUUUUUUUAUAAAUUUGACCCUUUCAGAUACAUUCUUUAUCUGCCCACAGGGAGGGAUUAAAAUGACUUUAUCACAAAAAAUUAACAUUUUCAACUCAACGUUUGAAAGUGUUCUGAAUAUAGUGACACUUUUAUAUAUAUCGUAAAUUAAAGAUAAUGUAAUAUACUUUAUUAUGGAAAAAAAAAUUUCGGACUGUAUUUUGUCUUCAUCGUGAAAAUAGCUACCGUAUUCUAAAAUAUGAUAUUUUUGUGUUAAAAUUCUUGGUUUUGUAUUUUAUUUUAUUAUAAGGGGAUUACACUGAUUUUCAUAAAUAUUAUAUCAAUCUAAUUGACAUAGUAUAAAAAGUUAAACAUAUUUAAAUUUUUUUGUUUCUUUGAAGUCGAGAAAAAUAACUUUAAAAUUUGAAAUAGCUAAAUUUCCAUUUUUAGUAAGUGACGAAUGCGACGUACGGUUUCUGAAACGGUAACACUUGUGUCUUUCACGUCUGUGGCACUGAAUUUUUUCUUAAUUCUUUUUGAGUUAGAAAAAAAUGUUUAACUCAUUUGAUUUUUAUCUCAUUUAGAUUCAAUAACUUCAAUAAAUAUCAAGGAUUCCAUACUGUAGACUCCUCUUGUGAGAAGAAAUCCAUAUUAAUAUUAUUUUACUACGUGGUUUUUUUUUUGUAGCUAUCAUUUAUCGUCUCACCUCUCAGUGGACCUACUUUUUGACAAUUUUUUUUUUUUAAAUUAAACACUAUCUACAGAUUUGCAAUGAAGCGUAUUUUAUGAUAGUGAUUUUAAUCACUGCCAGAUAUCAUCUAUGCUGUACCUAACUAUGCUACGACCCCACUGUACUGGGUUGUUACUUUCAUAGUUCCUCCCUUACGAAAAAAUCCUGUAUUCCAUUGCUAAAAUAAACCCAAAAAUUAACUAUGGUACAAUUUUUACCGCAUAUUGCGUUAAAUUAUUUACAAUAAUAUAAACUUAAAG